Messenger RNA from Phyllostomus discolor (pale spear-nosed bat), 2040 nucleotides. RefSeq names its product GVQW motif containing 3 (gene GVQW3). Bases 522 to 1154 code for a protein of 210 amino acids. NCBI's taxonomy places the organism in Eukaryota, Metazoa, Chordata, Mammalia, Chiroptera, Phyllostomidae. The transcript has a single exon. The record is from RefSeq and is a predicted model, not a curated record.
CGUAUGCGGGCGUGUCUCUUGGACUCUAGAGCUGGUGAACCCAGGGCUGCUUCGGUAGGUUUGGCGUUCGCGGGAUUCUGCGUUUCUGGGGCGAGCUUACACGUUACGUCACUGGUGUAUCUCUCCUUGCUUGUUUAAGAUACCACCACUUAGUCCUCUGUUGCAGAAAUCGCCGUAGACUUUUAAGCGCCGCGGAAUCGGGACGACUUUGGUUACUGAUUUGUACACUCCCGGCAGAUCUGCGUGCAGUGUGUUGGACGCAGAGGUGGGUUGUAGGAGAUUUCAUUUUCCCCAGCUUUGCGGCUACUGUUUAGCCCCAUUUGCUUCUCAGAACGGGCUUCCCCAGCUUCGACUGAAAGCUGAGGGCCGAAAACUCAGAAAAGCAAUUCCUUUUUCCUGGUGAGGCUUCCAGAGGAUCAAGAAUAGCAAGCGAACUGAUUCCACCUGCAGUCGUAUAGAGAUUGGUCCCUCUGUCUUCCCCGUAAUCGUAGCCUGUUAACGUUCCUGUGUUAAGUUCCAAAAUGAGUGACCGCUAUCUAGAACAAAGGAUUAGUAUAAAAUUUUGCGUGAAAUUAAACAAGUCUGCAAGUGAGACCCACCAUCUUUUAAAAGAAGCGUAUGGGAAUGAAGUCAUGUCUAGGGCCAGGGUUUUUGACUGGCACAAAAGAUUUAAAGGAGGACGGGAAGAUGUUCGAGAUGAUGCCCGAAGUGGCCGUCCAGUUACCCACCGGACAGAUGAAAAUAUCCAAAAGGUCAAGGACUUGGUUUGUUCAAACAGGCAGUUAACAGUGAGGAUGAUGGCCGAAGAGUUAAAUUUAGAUAAAGAAACUGUCAGACUCAUUCUGAAAGAAAACUUGAACAUGAGAAAAUUUUCUGCCAAAAUUAUAUCCGCUAUUUUGAAGGAUAACCCUAAACCUCAAAAACUAGACUUUUGUUUUGAUCUUUCCAAAGAAACUAGGAAAAAUAGGUUGUGUGUGAAGAAAAAGGUAAUAGGCUCUGAAACAUGGAGGCAUCUUCAGUGUGAAGCUGGCGGGGAAAUGCCUCUGCCUGUCUCCCAUCCCAGAAUCCACUGUGCCGCCAGCCAGCUUCUGCAGGCCUCAUCUUCAACAAGCCUUCCCACCAGGGCAGCUCAGGAUUGGUUCACACUUUGGUGAAAGGAUUGUGAGGUAGCUAAACCUGAGCUAAAAAGCUGCCUCACUGCUAGGCACCUUCAUUUGCUGCUGCUCUGUUUCCAGUCAUCUGUACCAUCCCUCCCUCCAUGCCAUGGCUCUCCUUGGUUACUCUGCUGGACUUGGGCCAUAUCUUCCUUGCUGUUCUGCACAACUUUGAAGAACCUGUGGCUGCUGACUUCUGGUUCUUGCUUGUUCUUGAUUUCUUUUGCUUAACAAGUUUGGAUCUCUUCACUGCCCAGACCUUAGAUUGUUGUGGCUGUCCUGUUCCUUCCUGUGUUCUCAACAUGCUGCCUCAGGGGAUCAUACCAGUGAGAGGUGGGAGCAGGAUCUCCUGGAGUCUGUAUCACUGUGCCCAGGGAGGCAUGCUCUUCUGGGGGGACCCCCAGAGAAGGCCUCCAGUUCCAGCCUGCUUCACAAUGAGGCCAGAGGUAUGGUACAGAAGGCAGUGGCAUGCUGACAUAAAGAGCAAUGCUAAGGGCCAGUCCAGCCCAAAUGAUUCAGUGGGAACCCCUCCGAACUUGGGUUGGCCUACCCAUACUGAGCUCACAGACCUAAACCUCACAAUAGAGGGGGAUUUAUUUCAUUCUAGUCCUGUGCUUUGGACCCUGCCCCCACAACAUGCACAUGCUCAUUUGGGUAUCUUCUCUGCUGGAAGAGGAAGAUCUGGUCCUUGAAAAGACUCAGACCUAGGUUGUGCUGUGUGGGGAGGGAGACCAGGCAACACUAGACCAGACCCUGCAUUAAGGAAGCUGCCUACGUGCUGAGUCCUACAUGGCAGCCUGAUUUUAGAAACUAUUGGCAGCAUUUGUCAGGUGCUUUUUGGAUACCUGCAGUUUUUAGAACACGGCUGGGCAUUGACAGUGUGAUA